Molecule: messenger RNA, 4989 nt
Organism: Heterobilharzia americana
Lineage: Eukaryota; Metazoa; Platyhelminthes; Trematoda; Strigeidida; Schistosomatidae
Source: the annotation of a GenBank genome assembly
CGAUAGGACACAUCAUUUUUACCACUGAAAAGCGUCACAUUAAGUAAUCAUGUUCACAAUGACAUCAGUUGUUGUUGUUGUUGUGCUAAAAGUGAUUUUCUUCUGAGAAUAUUGGGGAAAAGUGAAUAGGUACACAACAUUGUGUUGAAUAAAAAUCAUCAUAUUGGACUUUAAAAUGCUUUUUUAUUGCUCUUGUGGUUCAUCUUUUAUAUAACGAAAAGACAAUAACUAAAAUGAACCAUAUCAAGGAAAGCCUAUGCAGAUGAAUUUUUCACCGAUAAUGUUUUACGUUGUAUUUAGUUUAUAUUUGCAAAUAAGUCGAUGAGGAAACGUAAUAAUUUCAUAGUGGUCAUAAAGAUUUUCAUCGUGUUUGCUUAACACUAAAGAUUGGAAACUUCUUGGUGUUACAAAGCAUAAGUUAUUGAAUACAUCAAUAUUAAGUUAAUCUGUUCUGACUGUUCACUUUGAAUGGCACUCACAAGUGUGGUACCUUCAUAUGCACUUGGGAUGUCAAGUGAUAUAAUACCAAAUAAUGUGGGUGUGAUACCCUAUUCCACAUUUCAUACAGCAUUGCUACCGCAUCCUAAUCCCCUAGGACUUGGCAAUCCUCCAAAUCUUUCUACUGGACUAAUGCUAGCAACACAGCCUACUUCACAGAAUCCUUAUUGCCCACCAAUUACCCUUACAAAUGGAUAUUACACUAAUACUAAUUAUCCCAACAAUGGUGAAUCAUUCUGUUAUGUUCAACCGAAUGAAACUAAUCAACUUUUAAGCGCAUAUCAUACAUACCCUACAUCAUUAAAUUUACCAUUGCAAGCAGCACAUCUAUCUUGCGAUAAUUUAUACACAUCGAAUAAUACACAGAAUGCAUUACUUCAAACAGUCAAUACUACUAACAUUAUUACUAGUAGUAAUCAUAACAUGAAUGGACUAGGUAAUAAAUUGGAAGUAUCAACAAUGGAAACAUCGCAUCAUUCAUUAGAGGAUACAACACACACAACAAUUGACAGAUCAAAUUCAUCAUCAUCAACAACACACGGUGAUAUUGAAAAUAGUCAUCAAAAUACUUCAUUACUUGUACUACGAUUACUUAUGUCUGGAAAAGAGGUUGGCAGCAUCAUUGGUAAAAGAGGUGAAAAUGUAAGAAAGUACAGAGAGGAAAGUGGUGCCAGAAUUAACAUAUCGGACGGUUCUAGUCCAGAACGAAUUGUCACUAUCACCGGAACUACUGAACAAAUCUAUACAGCAUUUACACUAAUGAGUCGAAAAUUUGAAGAUGAUUUUACUCAAGGUCUGUUACGAAUGGGUGAUGAAACAGUUAGCUGUCCACCAGUUACAUUACGCUUAUUAGUUCCAGUUACUCAAUGCGGUUCAAUAAUUGGCAAGGGUGGCUCUAAAAUCAAAGAUGUUCGUGAGUUGACUGGUGCUUCAAUUCAAGUAGCCAGUGAGGCUUUACCAACAUCCACGGAAAGAACAGUUACAAUCUCUGGCACAGCAGAUGCAAUCUCGAAAUGUAUUCAACUACUCUGUGACAUAUUUUUAGAAUGUCCAACAAAGGGUCCAGUUAUACUUUAUCGACCAAAACCUGCCAGUGGUAACCCAGCUGCACUAAUGUGUUCUGCUAACUCAUAUUCAUCUGGUUUUCUUCACUCAAAUUUAUCUGGACUUCCGAAUUCAGCCCGUGAGAACUCUCAUGAAUCGGGAUAUACAACUCCUUUGUUCACAUCAGCAUCAUUACUCACAAAUGAAGUGAACUCUGCCAGUCCAACUUCUUUAACUAGAAGCUAUGCAAGUCAGUUUGGAAUACCAUCUGGUAUAUUAUCGGGUAUUGCAGGUGGAUCGGCUGGUACUGGCAUCAGUAGUGGUUCAAUGAUAACUAAUCUUCCAACGCCAAAUACAAUUCAAUCUCCUCUGACAGUGAUUGGUUCUAGUCGACCAGUUAAUCCAAUAUCAGAUAUUAUGACAGAUCAAAUUCACUUAUUCGCUGCGUUAAAUCAGCUUGAUUUAACUGCCUUCCAAUCUCAUUUCUCAUCGAUUUUGUCACCAUUAUCAAAUGCAAAUCCAAUCGCUAGUGGAGUGCAUUCCAUUGGACAGCCUUUAAGUAUUCCAGAAAUAUCUCCAACCCCUAGUUUACUUGGCUGUUAUCCUGCUGCUGCAGCUCUACCUGUUGUUGGGUCACCAAAUAACUAUAUUUUUUCUACACCUGCAGCUCUGCUCAAGGUAUCAAGUAGACUCCCAGAAGAUCACUUUGUAGCUUCGACAAAUAAUAGCCUCAAUGAUAUUGUUGCUAGCCGAUCUGAUCUGUGCAUUAGCAAUGCUAAUAAUAUAUCGUCUAAUGAUACGUUGAACUGUAAUGGUUCACUGUCAGUCGGCUCAGUCAACAAUUACACACAACUUUCAACUCCCUUAGAUCCGAUAAGAUCAAUUCGUGGUUUACAAAACACAACUUCAUUACUUGGUCUUCCAUCCUUGUCGCUCGGUACUCUCCUGAAUGUACAACAGCAAACUCCACUAAUCCCAUUGACCAAUACAGAAGAGAAUAUUGUCGUUCGAGAAAUGAUUAUUUCUAAUGAUGUCAUAGGCUGUAUCAUUGGACGUGGGGGCACAACAAUAAAUGAAAUCAGAAAUACGUCCAAAGCUCAAAUCAAAAUAUCCAAUUGUGAAGAUGGUGCAAAAGAAAGAAAAAUUACAGUCUCUGGAAAGUUGGAUUCAGUGAAUCUUGCUCAAUUUCUAAUAAACAGCAGUAUUGCAAUUCAUCAAGAAAUGUGGGCAUUCAAUGUUCGACUAGCCACAGCAGCUACCGCAUUAAUGACUCAAAAUGAUUUAACCAUCAAUUCUUCAAAUAAACUUUCAGACAUUGAAGAUGAAGGUUAUAAAUCUUUGCUAAAUGAAAACUGUUGUCUAACUGAUUAUGCCUUACUAACUUCAAGUACACCAUUUAACAAUAGUAAACCUCAAUUAAACUCUUCAUUGAUUUUAUUAAAAGAAAACUUAUCACCUUAUCUACAGAAACAAAUCUUCAAUCCUAUUCUAACAUCAAAUCAUGAGGAUAGUAAUCAAUUAAGUUCAAAAGUGAAAUUUAACCAUCGAACAGUAAGGAGAUCAAAGUUAACACCAUACUAAUAUUGAAAGAUCCCUGUAAAGUAUUUACUACAUUGAACAUUGUUUAUUGAAUAUUGAACAUGUAUGAGUUGUUUAGCAUGAAUAAAUUGAUUAUUUAUAAUUAAUUCAAUAGUUGAUAUAACUUUAUCCGGAAUGCCUUGUCUCAAUUUAUGCUUAUUAUUAUAAUGAUGAUAUUGGUGACAAUAUCAAACAAGUAUGUUUAUUAUUUUACUAUGUUUAUCUAUGGAAUGUAAACUUUCGAAAAAGAAUUAUUGAAUGCCAGUUAUAUCAUAACAAUAUGGUAUGUAUUUAAUCAAAAAAAUUUCUUAUUUGUAUGCUUUAUUACUAACAAAAAUUAAUAAAUGAUCAGUUUUGAAAAUCUAUUUGUCUCUCUGUCUAUCUCUUAGUUAUUCUGAUGAAUUGAUUUCAAGUUUGAUACCAAUAUUAAUCAGAGAACUAUCAGAAACCUAUGACCAUUAAACGGUUGUUUUAUCUUGGUGUGGGGCUGUUCAGCAGUAGGCAAUAAUGGCCCCAAGACCUUCCAGUUCAACCAUCAUUGAAUUACUGGGUCGGGGAACCAAUGGUCUACUAUUUACUAUUCUUUUCAGUUCAUUAUAUAGUAUGACAUCCUUUCGAUGUCAUCUUUGAGUAAUUGUCCUCAUAUACAAGUUUGUUGAUGCUAUCGGUUAUGAUUAAUUGAUAGAAUUUAAUAGCUCAGGAAAAAGUUUCUCUUAGGAAAGAAUUUUUUAUUUAUUUAUUCACAUUUCAUUUAUUAUUAUAUUGUUAUAUUUGAAAUUUGUCCUUUCUUUUUUUAUUCCUUCAACAUUGAAAACAUUGAAUAAAUGUAUAGAAUAUCAGCAGAAUUGUUGGCCGGUAUGAUAGCAUUUGUCAACUAUUGAUAAAUAAGCAAAAAUAUCAUUUUUGCGCAUAUAUACAUUGCAUACAUCCAACGGUAUUCAUCAACAUUUAUUUAGGUUUAUUCGCAUUUACAUAUACAUAUAAUUAUGAUUAGUUUCAUAAUAAUUUCAACUUUAAAGUAUGCACAGUAAUGCUUAUGAUAAAAAUAUACACAAAUAAAUCAUUGAUCAUUGAAAACGAUUUGUUUUAAUGGUAUGCAUAUUUAUAUUUAAUAAAAAAACAAAUAAACGAAUCUCUUAAACACAUGAAUGUUAAAGAUUAUAUCCAUACUACAGACAAAACUUAUCUACAGAUUAUGCAUACAACUCACAUACACAUAUAUGCUUUUUGUAUAAUAAUGUUAAAUUGGUUAUGGACCAAAUGAUACUAUUUGCUACUUACUUCUCUUUUGAGUAGUUUAGUAAAUUUUGGCAGAAAUACUGGUUGUAAAACAGUAAAAAGUGAACAUUUCACCAAAUUCCUAUUGAUAUGUAUAAAUAUUUAAUGUGGAAAUUAUGUGAAAAAAGUUGAUAAUCUAAUUAUAGUUAUCUAUAUACCAGUCAUGGAUGUAAUUGCAUUGCUACUAUGAUUAUUAUAAUUAUUAUUAUCAUUAUUAUUACUGUUUAGUGCCUUCUAAAAUUCUGUAUCAUUACAUAGUUCAAAUAGACAAUGGUCGAUAAAUAGGACAGUUUAUCGGUCUAAGCCUUUAACUUAUUUAUAAACGAUAAAUCAGUUAUUUUUAUGUAUAAUGAUUGAUAAAAUGAAUGAAUGCCUAUCAAACGGAACAUUAUUAUUAUUAUUAUUACUAUUAUAGCAUGCGUAAUUAUCAAUCCGUCUGUCAGUUAUAUCAGAAUUAUACAUAAAGAAAGCAGAAUUUUCAAAAUAACCGCCAUUAUUUUCAAGAUUCAAGAAUAAUUACUCACUAACAAAAUAGAUCACUUGUUAAUUUGUAGAUUUUUCAUUUUGAAAAUAAAUGAAGUAAAUAGAGUG